Messenger RNA from Amyelois transitella, 3149 nucleotides. Its product is annotated as 2-phosphoxylose phosphatase 1. NCBI's taxonomy places the organism in Eukaryota, Metazoa, Arthropoda, Insecta, Lepidoptera, Pyralidae. Bases 191 to 2179 code for a protein of 662 amino acids. Gene Ontology annotation, biological process: dephosphorylation. The transcript is spliced from 8 exons. Gene Ontology annotation, molecular function: phosphatase activity. The record is from RefSeq and is a predicted model, not a curated record.
UUUGAUUUGACUAGUGUUUUUUUUAUCAUUCCGAAAAUAAUUAUAAGUUUAAGCAUUUAUUUCCAAUUUGAUACAUAAACAUGUCUUUCAUUCAAUUUGCGAACAACAUUUCUUGAGGAUGAUAUCGUUUUAUACUACGUUUACCAAGUGAGAAUGUUUGCGUAAUGUUAUCAUGUAAAUAUUUAUAAAAAUGUCCAAUCCUUUUUCCAAUAGAAGCAAGUUUAUCACAGAAAUAAUGAAAUUUUCAUUUCAUCACCGUGCUUUUUAUUGCUAUUUAGGCAUGAGUUUAUGGAUUUUUUUCCUUAUUACUGUUAUGUACAAAUAUAUGUCAACUGGUGAGGACAGUGCUGUGGUCAAGAAGGUCAUACAGAAUGAAUUGAUGUCUAGAACUGAUUCCAAGUUUCGCAAGAUUUACUUGAGAGUGUGCAGUCCCCCAGAUAACAUUGUGAGAGGCUCUGAAGGAGUUGUGGACAGCGACACAUGGCUUCUUCAAGGAGUGCUCGUGCUCACACGGCAUGGAGACCGCGGGCCACUGACACACUUGAAGGGCGGAGACAAGUUGCCUUGUGACACUGUACCAAUCUCACCAUUGCUAAAGAGUUACGAAGAGUAUGUAGCCAAUGCAAGUGGUUCCGGUCGUCCAUGGUGGGUUUCAGGCCCGGGACCGUUCCACAACUUUCCUUCGUUGCCUCCUCGUGCGGGCAGUACUCAUUGCGCCCUCGGACAACUCACACCUCGAGGCCUGCUGCAGAUGUUGACUGUUGGUAACAUACUCAGGGAGGCAUAUGCAGCAAAAUUAGGGUUAGAUAAUUUUGAUUCUACAGGGAAAAAAGAUACAGGGCUGGCGAUAUCGUACAGCACGCGGUACCGGCGCACGUUCCAGUCGCUGUGCGCGGCGUGGUGGGGCGCGGCGCGCGGCGCGGCGGGGGCGCGCCUGGCGGCCGCGCGCGAGGCGCCCAGCGCCGCCUUCUGCUUCCGCGACUGCGCCUGCGCCGCCAGCGCGCGCCUCACCAAAAAAAUAAACUCACAAGACCAGAACCGCCUCGAAUCCCACCCCGCCGUCAAAGAGCUAGUCAGCAAGUUGUCUAAAGUGCUGUUCGAAUCCCAAGAGCGGCCCGCGGCGCACGUGGUGAGGGACGCGCUGUUGGCGUAUAUGUGUCACGACGCCCCCCUACCUUGCACUACUGACAAAGUGGGGGGCAAGGCGAACCUGCUCAUAAAAGGUCACAAGAAGUUUCGCGGAGAAAAUAUAGGGCUCAGAAAUUUACUGGACGUCGAUAUAGACACGCUGAACAUGGAACUGGAUUACAUCAACAACCAAUUGGAUUUCAACAACGAGGUAGGUAGAAAAGCAAGAGACAUUAUUGGAAAAUACUACGACAGCAAAGACAAAAAGGCGCCAUUAGAUUUCGACGCGCAAAUGGAGAGGGAAAAGUUACUUUAUUAUCAGCAGAAAUAUAUGGAUAACGAUAUUUAUGAUGACGUAGUUAUUGUGAAAAAAAAUCUCGAUGCAGACUUCAAUUUUCCCAAUGACGCCAGGAUGGAUGCGGACUUUGACGAAGAUUACAAAGAGCCCACGGAAAGUACGGAAGAGUUUUGCGUGAAAAAAGAACACGUUAUGUCACUUUUUGCGUAUUUAGAGUGGACUUACCGACAAGAGAUUAAGAACAUACACAAUAAACGACGCGGCUUGUUAGUGGCGUACGGUUUGAUACAUAAUAUAGUACAAAAUAUGAUAAGAAUGAUCUCUGAGAAUAAGCCGAAAUUUGUUUUGUACUCUGGUCAUGAUAAGACUUUGCAAGCGUUGAUUUUAGCGUUAGGUUUGAAUAAUUAUCAGCAUUAUAAUAUACAGUAUGCAGCUAGGAUGAUAUUUGAGGUGUAUAGAAAGAAGGAUUUGCUGGAUGAGUUCAAGUUUACGAAGAGGAAAGCGGUUGCGCAGGAUUUCUAUUUCCGUGUCGUGUAUAAUGGUGAGGACGUGACGAAUAAACUGAGUUUCUGUAAGCCUCGACAGAUCGUGGUGAUGAAGGUCGUUGACCCGAUCGAUGACGUGAAAAUGUACAAUACAUAUCUGUGUCCCAUUGAGAGUAUAGUUAGGUUCAUUCAUGAUGAUUAUUUUGCGACGUUCAACACUAGUAAUUAUAAAGAUGCGUGCGCCAGUUAUGGGAAUAAGCAUUUGUAACAUUAAAAAAAAAGAGUUUUUAAUAAAAAGAGAUCACAGAUCUGAGGCUAAUAGGAGUUAUUUAUUGUUAGUUAAACGUAUUUCUAUUGAAUCUCAAAACAACAGAAUAUUAGCGUAAGUGUCAUAUCAUUUCACAUGGCUGACCAAAAAUCUGUUUGGAUAUGAUUACGUCUAGUUUUAUAUCACUGGAGAUACUAAGAAGAUCAGUUAAUAAAUAAUGUUGUGACUUGAAAGUAGUAAUUUGUUUUCAUAAUGAAUAUCAAGUUUUAUAAAAAAAAAAUAUUGAAGAACCAUAACUAUGACUUUGAAUACAUAUGAACCAGUAAGAAAAAAAUGUACAUAUCACUUAUAAUUGUGCUGUUAAGUAAGCAAUACUUGAUGUUGUAGUUGAUAGAAUUAACAUAUCCCACUGAUAAUAAUAUAUCUAAACUUAUAUUUUUGUAGAUCUUAUUUAUGUUAAUAUUAAUGUUUAAUAAUUGUUUAAGAGGCUAUAACUCCUGUGUUAUUAAUAUCUUAUACUUGUAAUACAUCAUGUGAUUAAGAUCUCAUACUUACACAUUUUAAAUAAUUAUAUUAUGGUGUGAUUUUCCCAGUACAUAAGUAUCUUGACUGAAAAAUAAUCUCAGCUCAGUAGUUUCUAUCAAAUAUUUAUCUACGCAUAAUGAUUUUGUAGCAAAAAAAUACGGUCCAAUUGAGAACCUCCUCCUUUUUGGAAGACAGUUAAAAACACGACUUUUUCUCAAUAGUGAGACGAAGACAGCUGAAAAUACGAAUGAUGGUACGGUUGUGAUUUUUUAAGGCUACUGGAGAACAGUAUUACCAAUUUUAUAAGUUACAUCAAUGUUUAUACCUGCGCAGGAGUUGAGCCUAUCAAAGCGCGCCAUUUGAACCCGCGAACUGAACUGUCCGCCAUUGUACUUUUCUGCUAUAAAGAGCGAGAUAGCAGAAAAGUUUUUGCAUUUUAAGUUUA